AGUUAAAGAUUUAAUUGAAAAUAUGACGAAAAAAAUUCUUAUAUUUACUUCUUUUAUUUUUAUAACUUCGGCAUGUCUAAUUACUAAUUGUCCUCGUGGCGGGAAAAGAGGUGACAUUGAAGUUCCAGAAAGUAUUAGAGAAUGCCUUCCCUGUGGACCCAAUCAAUUAGGUCAGUGUUUUGGGCCUAAAAUUUGUUGUGGGCCUACUUUUGGAUGUCACAUUGGCACGUCACAAACACAAAAAUGCAGAAAAGAACAGUUUGAUACGAGUCCUUGCCUCGCAGGUUUUUCUAUGUGCAAUGGAAAUAAAGGAAGAUGUGGUGCAGCUGGGAUUUGUUGUUCUCAAAAUUCGUGUUUCAUAGAUCCGAGCUGUCGAUUUCCUACUUUUGACGAUUGGCCAGGCCGUCAAAAAAUUGAUUCUGAUUUAAAGACAAUUGCUAGUGAAAUCCUCAAAGAAGAAGCGAUGUAACAAUCAUAUUUUAUUUUCUGUCCUAUAAAUUGAAAUUAUUUAGAAUAAUGUUAUGAAAAAGAAAGUAACUUAAUAAAGAUGUAUCAUAUAUGAAAUAG
This is a messenger RNA of Polistes dominula (European paper wasp), 567 nucleotides long. RefSeq names its product neurophysin 1. Lineage: Eukaryota; Metazoa; Arthropoda; Insecta; Hymenoptera; Vespidae. Gene Ontology annotation, cellular component: extracellular region; secretory granule. Gene Ontology annotation, molecular function: neurohypophyseal hormone activity. The record is from RefSeq and is a predicted model, not a curated record.